UCAAUUCUCGAGAAAGGGGUAAAGUCAUGGCAUUAGCUCAUAUCAGAUCAUUAAGAAGUGUUCUUGUUGCCAAGGAGACAGUUCAUGUCGGUCAACGAACAUUUGCUGCCCGGGCUGGGAAAGCCAACAAGGGCUCAGAAGAAUCAAUAGAAGUAGAGAGGAGGGCACUUAGACAAUUUGUUUUGGGUACAGGGAAGUCUGCUGGCAGGAAUUCCUCGGGGCGUAUUACGGUUUUUCACCGAGGGGGUGGAUCGAAGCGAUCGCAGCGAAGAAUUGAUCUGAAACGAAGCACUUCGUCUAUGGGCAUUGUGGAAAGGAUAGAAUAUGACCCUAAUCGUUCUUCUUGGAUCGCUCUAGUACGAUGGAUCGAGGGGGUCAGUGUUUGCCAGAAGAAAUUGAAUACGGUAGAGGAGUUCACUCCGCCGCUCGAGAUCCUUGAUCCUAUCACGACCAGUAUCCGUGGCCAAUUUUCGUUCUCUUCCCUGCCCGGGAUGGUGGAUCAAAGGAAGGUAGCUUCCUUCUCUUCUGGAUCGACGGCGUCUUUUGUAGUUGGCCCUCCUACCAAAAUGUCCCCUUCGUCGAACAGCGCCUUGUAUAGUAAAGAUGCAGGAAGCAAAAAAACUUGUGCGAGGGACGUCUUCUCCGCCCUCUCCUCUCCAAUGGCCAAGGGGGAGACCGCAUCCCUUUCCUCCGGUAACUAUUUUGGUCUCCCAAGGGUGGCAGUAGCUGGGGCAAAGCCUGCUUUCUUUGCUCCACGAAUGAGAGAAGAACUCGGAGAAAAAAACACAUUCUCUCUUAGCGAGGUCCAAAAGUGGAGAACGAACAGCAUUCUCUGGACACACAGGAUCAAACGUAAAGCAGCGCUUUCUUGGCACAGCAUUAGGCAGCAAGACACUUUAGGGCUUGUUGGAGCUGUUGAGCAUACCGAAUCAAAGCCGAAGACGGAAGGUAAGCCAAUAGGCGAAGUCGAUCGUGCACCGGUCACUUACAUAAUAGCCAGUCAGCAACUAGAAGCAGGCAAAAUGGUGAUGAAUUGCGACUGGUCCAAGCCCUCGAAAGUCUUUGGCAAGCCCAAGGCAGUAGCUCGUUAAUCAAGUGAACCAUCAACAUAUAUCAUCGUCUU
Hibiscus syriacus is the source of this 1123-nucleotide messenger RNA. RefSeq names its product 60S ribosomal protein L2, mitochondrial-like. Gene Ontology annotation, molecular function: structural constituent of ribosome; RNA binding. Gene Ontology annotation, biological process: cytoplasmic translation. The record is from RefSeq and is a predicted model, not a curated record. Gene Ontology annotation, cellular component: ribosome. NCBI's taxonomy places the organism in Eukaryota, Viridiplantae, Streptophyta, Magnoliopsida, Malvales, Malvaceae. Bases 27 to 1091 code for a protein of 354 amino acids. The transcript has 3 exons.